GGGUACAAGUGAUUUCUAAAUUCGGCUUUCGAUAACUGCCUGGUUUCGGGAUAUAGAACAGCGAAAACAUUCAUAGUUCUGCUUUUUUAUUUUCUUUCAGUAAACCCUAAAUCUCAUCUCCAACAAAGAGUAGCCAGCUGCAAUCAUCCCUGCACCAAGAUUUUCAAUGGGGAGAAAAAAAGCUGAAGAGGCUGGAACAGCCAAAGCAGGUAAAACUGCUGCAAAAGAUGUUAAGAAGGAGAAGUUAUCAGUUUCGGCUAUGCUUGCCAGUAUGGACCAAAAGUCUGAGAAACCUAAGGGUUCUUCCUCUGCCACUACUAGUAAGUCUAAAGCAAAAGCAGCCCAAAAACGCACAUCUUAUACUGAUGACAUAGAUCUUCCACCAUCGGAUGAAGAUGAGGAUGAGUUGUCUGAAGAAGACCAACAAAAUAAUCCCGGUGGUAAUGUUCCUGUGAAAUCUAAUCGCCAUGCUGAUAUAAAGCCACUUGAAGCUGCCUCCUUGGAUGCGAAAAAACGAGAAAAGAAGGAAAUGCUGGCUGCUGAAGCUGCAGCUCGGGCAAAAAAGGAGGCUCUUAGGGAUGAUCGUGAAGCCUUCAGUGUUGUCAUUGGUAGUCGUGCUUCGGUCCUUGAAGGUGACGAUAAUGCUGAUGCUAAUGUUAAAGAUAUUACAAUUGAAAAUUUCUCUGUAUCUGCACGGGGUAAAGAGCUCCUCAAGAAUACAUCCGUGAAGAUUGCCCAUGGGAAGAGGUAUGGUUUGAUUGGACCUAAUGGAAUGGGGAAGUCCACGUUAUUGAAACUUCUUGCUUGGAGGAAGAUUCCCGUGCCUAAAAAUAUUGAUGUUCUUUUGGUUGAGCAAGAAGUAGUUGGUGAUGAUAAAUCAGCCCUUGAAGCUGUCGUCUCGGCCAAUGAAGAACUCGUCAAACUCCGUGAAGAAGUUGCGGCUUUGCAAAAUUUAUCUCUUGACGGGGAUGAGGAAAACAACAAUGAAGAUGACGACACAGGUGAAAAGCUUGCUGAGUUAUAUGAGAGGUUGCAGGUGAUUGGGGCUGAUGCAGCUGAGUCUCAGGCGUCAAAGAUACUUGCUGGAUUAGGUUUCACUAAAGAUAUGCAGGUGCGAGCCACACGAUCUUUUAGUGGAGGGUGGAGGAUGAGAAUCUCAUUAGCUAGGGCACUCUUUGUCCAGCCAACCCUUCUACUACUUGAUGAACCCACCAACCAUCUUGAUCUUCGUGCUGUUCUCUGGUUGGAAGAAUACCUGUGUCGUUGGAAGAAGACACUUGUUGUGGUCUCUCAUGACCGUGACUUUCUGAAUACUGUUUGCAAUGAAAUUAUCCAUCUUCAUGAUCUGAAGCUUCAACUAUAUCGUGGAAAUUUCGAUGAGUUUGAAAGAGGGUAUGAGCAACGUCGCAAGGAGAUGAAUAAGAAAUUUGAGAUAUUUGACAAACAGGUGAAGGCUUCAAAAAGGAGUGGAAAUCAGGCUCAACAAAAGAAGGUCAAAGAACGGAUUGAAUAUAAUAAUAAGAAGGAAUCGAAGAGCAAAGCAAAGGGGAAGGUUGACGAGGAUGAACCUGUGGCAGAGGCCCCAAAGAAGUGGAGAGACUACAGUGUAGAGUUUCAUUUUCCAGAGCCAACCGAACUUACCCCUCCUCUCAUGCAGCUUAUUGAUGUGAAUUUUAGUUAUCCAAACAGGGAUGAUUUCAGGCUCUCCAAUGUUGACGUUGGUAUUGAUAUGGGCACCCGAGUAGCAAUUGUGGGCCCAAAUGGAGCUGGAAAAUCUACUCUUCUUAAUCUUCUUGCUGGUGAUUUGAUUCCCACGGAGGGGGAGGCUCGAAAGAGUCAGAAGUUGAGAAUAGGGAGGUAUUCGCAGCACUUUGUGGAUCUAUUAACAAUGGAGGAAACCCCUGUCCAAUAUCUUCUUCGGCUUCAUCCUGAGCAAGAAGGUCUUAGCAAACAAGAGGCUGUUCGCGCGAAGCUUGGAAAGUUUGGGCUUCCUAGCCAUAACCACCUUACACCAAUUGUGAAAUUGUCUGGUGGGCAAAAAGCUAGGGUUGUCUUCACUUCUAUCUCCAUGUCAAAACCACACAUUCUGCUAUUAGACGAGCCAACAAACCACUUAGAUAUGCAGAGUAUUGAUGCACUAGCAGAUGCAUUAGAUGAAUUCACAGGUGGUGUUGUGUUGGUUAGUCAUGAUUCCAGGCUAAUAUCAAGGGUCUGCGAAGAUGAAGAGAAGAGUCAGAUUUGGAUAGUUGAGAAUGGGACUGUAGAAUCUUUCCCUGGGACGUUUGAUGAAUACAAGGAAGACCUUCAAAAAGAGAUCAAAGCAGAGGUGGAUGACUGAUGUGUUAUUUAAGGUUCAGGUAUGGUUGUCUCGACUAUAUUAUCCAGUGUUACUAUACUUCUCUUCAUCAGAAAUUGCAUGCACUCUAUGAUUACAUUUGUUCCAAAUUUGGGGUUGUCUAUUUGUGGGGAGAAUAUUCCAAGACCCAACUGUUAGCUAUUGGGUUUAUAUGCAGACGACCCCCGGGGAAAAUAGAGAUGUCUCCGGUAAUAUGUGGAAGUAUUGACGUAAUUUCAUAGAGUCAUUCGGUCUGAAUGCUACAUGAAGAACAUAAGCCAGAUGAUGGAACGGGGAGACCUAGGAUGUAGAAGAUCAUAACAUGAUAUAUAUCCACUCAUGUGGUACUUCAUCAUACGAUUCAUAUAAGAUCCAUCUAUCUAGAUAUAAGCCGAGGCCGAUACAUCGUUGAAGAUUUGAGCAUUCAUUAUUCCCAUAAUUGAAUAAGCAUUUUUGCUCUGCUUGCAAUUUAGUAGAUUACUUGUGUGCAUUAAACCAUCCAUACCUCUUAUUUAUUUUCAUGGCCAUGUCUUUUUAUUUCGUAUGAUUACUGAGCAAUUAUGUAUUAAAAUAAACAACAUAAAAAGAGUUUCAAUUGAAUGUUUCUAGCUCGUAUGUGUAUUUAACAUUAUUUCCUUAAAAGUCAAGAAGUGCCACUUUU
Molecule: messenger RNA, 2996 nt
Organism: Papaver somniferum (opium poppy)
Lineage: Eukaryota; Viridiplantae; Streptophyta; Magnoliopsida; Ranunculales; Papaveraceae
Product: ABC transporter F family member 4-like
Exons: 2
Coding region: 167-2338 (723 amino acids)
Molecular function (GO): ATP hydrolysis activity; ATP binding
Source: RefSeq, a predicted model, not a curated record